AUGGGACACUGUUCUUCGCGUGAUCAAAAGGAUCAGAAAAGAAUGAACCGUCGGAUCGACGAGCAAAUCAAGAAAGAUCAGUCAAUUUCCCUUCGAAUUAUCAAACUUCUUCUAUUGGGGGCUGGCGAGAGCGGAAAAAGUACUAUACUGAAGCAAAUGAGGAUUUUGCAUAAAAAUGGAUUUUCACAACACGACUUGGAAAUGAUAAAACCGGUAGUUUAUAGCAACUGCAUACAUUGCAUGCUAGCAAUUCUCAGGGCAAUGUUUCACUUGCAAAUUGAAUAUGAAGACCCCGAGAGAGUGCGUGAUCGUCAAGUUGUUUUCGCUACUGUGCAUGCCAACAAGGAGGAACUUGUUGAAGAAUUAUCUGCAGCUAUGCAACGUCUGUGGGCUGAUGGUGGUGUGAGGGAGUGUUACAAGCGUUCCAAUGAAUAUCAGAUCGAUGAUUCUGCUAAAUAUUUCUUAGACAAUUUACCAAGGUUAAGCUCCCCAAACUAUGUACCUACAGAACAAGACUUACUAAGGACAAGGAUUAAGACGACAGGAAUAACUGAAGUACUUUUUGAGCUCAAAGGACUUACAUUCAGAGUGAUUGAUGUUGGUGGACAACGCUCUGAAAGAAAGAAAUGGAUUCAUUGUUUUGAUAAUGUAAAUGCUAUUAUAUUUAUAUCAUCGUUAUCUGAAUAUGAUCAAGCACUACGAGAAGAUAAUUGCACGAAUAGAAUGCAAGAGAGUUUGAAACUUUUUGAUUCAAUAUGUAAUAGCCCAUGGUUUGCGGACAUUCACUUUAUAUUAUUUCUGAAUAAAAAAGACCUUUUCGCUGAAAAAAUCUCUCGGUCACCUCUUACGAUAUGCUUUCCAGAAUAUAAAGGGCAACAAAAUCAAACAGAAUGUAUCAAUUACAUACAGUGGAAAUUCGAACAGCUGAACAGGUCUCCACAGCGGGAAAUAUACUGUCAUCAUACAUGUGCUACAGAUACGAACAAUGUGCAAUUUGUUUUGGAUGCUUGCCUAGAUAUGAUUAUUGCAAGGAACCUGAAAUCAAUGGGUCUUUGUUGA
This is a messenger RNA of Thelazia callipaeda (thelaziosis nematode), 1059 nucleotides long. The record is from the annotation of a GenBank genome assembly. NCBI's taxonomy places the organism in Eukaryota, Metazoa, Nematoda, Chromadorea, Rhabditida, Thelaziidae.